Messenger RNA from Orbilia oligospora ATCC 24927, 978 nucleotides. RefSeq lists its product as uncharacterized. Bases 1 to 978 code for a protein of 325 amino acids. The transcript is spliced from 4 exons. Gene Ontology annotation, cellular component: lipid droplet; ascospore wall; prospore membrane. The record is from RefSeq and is a predicted model, not a curated record. Lineage: Eukaryota; Fungi; Ascomycota; Orbiliomycetes; Orbiliales; Orbiliaceae.
AUGCCUGGAACCAGCAGGUAUCCUGAUACGCCUCAACCGGUCAUGUACACUCAUGUUGUAGAGACACCCCGCUCAGAGCAGGAACCUCUACUGCCAAACUCAUACUACGAUGUCAACCAGAGUUCCAGCACUCUUAAUUCCCAGAGGUUCGAUCCUAGCAGGAAGCGUUUACACACACCUGCUGUGCUUUAUCCUGUCAGGGGAAUGAUAUAUCUUUACUACAAUCCAAUCCUAUGGAGGGUCAUCCGGGGCAGGAUCGUCCCUUGUCUAAUUCUAUCUCUCUGCGUCACGAUCUUCCUCUUCAUGCUACUCUACAUCCCUCUAGCGGCAAUAAUGUCCUUCCUAACUGGCCCAAUCGCCCUUCUUAACGCCGCUGUCACUAUUUUGACACUCGCCGCAAAUCUCAAUUCCGCACUCUGCGAAGGUUUCUUACUAGAGCAGAGUCUGAUAAACAUGUUUGAUGCGGUUUUGCUCUUAGAACAUCACCACGAACUAGUAGAAGAAGGCCAAGAGGUUAUUGCGAACGCACCAGAUGUUGUAGCUUCGUUGGGUGAAUACAAGGUCCCGACGAGUUUAAGACCGCAGUGGAAGGCUAUUUUUGAAUUUAUAUUCUUUAGCCCGGUAUCCUUCAUUCCUAUUGUCGGUCCGUUCAUAUUCCUUGCUAUUCAGGGUAACCGUGCUGGGCCUAUCGCACACUAUUGGUACUUCCGUCUAAAAGGACUGGACAAGAAGCAGCAAAAGGCGUUUAUCAAGAAUUAUCAUUGGUCCUAUCUGAACUUCGGGACAAUGGCUAUCGGCCUACAAUUUAUCCCCAUGCUUUCUAUCCUGGUUGCCUUUACAAAUGCGAUCGGCGCGGCGCUUUGGGCUAUUAGACUCGAAUACCGUGAAAAGAAACAUCGUCAGUUCGUGGCAGCAAACCAUCCGCAUCGACCAGAGGAGACGCAUUAUGCACAUGGACAUCAUGGUCACAUUGCAUAA